Osmerus eperlanus (European smelt) is the source of this 1922-nucleotide messenger RNA. Its product is annotated as butyrophilin subfamily 1 member A1-like. Gene Ontology annotation, molecular function: signaling receptor binding. Bases 19 to 771 code for a protein of 250 amino acids. The transcript has 6 exons. The record is from RefSeq and is a predicted model, not a curated record. Gene Ontology annotation, biological process: T cell receptor signaling pathway; regulation of cytokine production. NCBI's taxonomy places the organism in Eukaryota, Metazoa, Chordata, Actinopteri, Osmeriformes, Osmeridae. Gene Ontology annotation, cellular component: external side of plasma membrane.
GACUACAUUGUUCAAAGAAUGAUGCUGGUUCUACUGUAUCUCCUGGUGCUCCUCAUCCCUGGAGGCUCUCCUGCUGGAGAGUCUCAUCUGAUUGGUUCACCUGACCCCAUCGUUGCUGUAAAGGAUGAUGAUGUCAUCCUGCCGUGUUUCCAGGAACCUCCCAUCAAUGCAGAGAACCUGACAAUAGCAUGGACCAGACCUGACCUGAACCUGAAUGUACAUUUCUAUCAGGAUGGUCGUAACUUACCAGACCAGAUUAAUCGGUCUUACAAAUACAGGACCAUGCUGUUUGAAGAUGAACUGGUCAGGGGCAACGUCUCCCUGAAACUCUUCUAUGUGAGGCUGGAGGAUGAGGGGAGCUACACCUGCAAGGUUGUUAAGGACGGAAAGGUUAACAAGACUGUUAUCCAGCUCAGUGUUGUGGUCAUCUGUAAACCAGAGGUCUCCAUCCAGGGACACAGCGGCACAGGGGUGGCUCUCCAGUGUGAGUCUGGAGGCUGGUACCCAGAACCUGAGCUGGAGUGGAGGGACAGUGAGGGACGCCUCCUCCCUGCUGAUGUCACACAGACACACAGACACCCAGACCCCGGCCCUCACCAACGCUACACUGUGACAAGCAACGUGACUGUACAGCAGACAGACACCAACAGGUUCACCUGCAGGGUUCAUCUGCAGGGACUCAACCAGAUCAUGGAGACAGAGAUCCAUGUUCCUGAUCACAGUUUUCAUCCUGAGGAACAUGAACGAUCCCAGUCCAAAAAUGAACUGUAGAGACCAAGAAUCUGUCAUCAUCUCCAUCAAGAACCAGCAGCAUGAACCAACCAGCGUUCUUGAGUCCCUGUGUGUAGGUUGGUGUGUGUGUGUGUGUGUGUGCAUAUGUGUGUGUGUCAGUAAGUUUGUUAAUAAUAUGGAACUGAGAAGCAAACGUGUCUAGUCAGGAGAACAGGGUCCUUGACUCUGACCACUGAAACACUGUUAGAACUCUGUACUUCUGAUCCUCUACUGUUCUAUAGGCACUGUUAGAACUCUGUACUUCUUAUCCUCUGCUGUUCUAUAGGCACUGUUAGAACUCUGUACUUCUGAUCCUCUGCUGUUGGAUACGAGUGUCAGAACAUGUAAAUGAUACAGUUAUCACAGAAUAAUGCCUUAUCUCAGCUUGUGCUAAAUCUACCUGUUGUUUGUUUCAGUUAAAUGGGUGAUUCAGCAUGGAGACUGCUUGCUCUCCUUGUUUCACUUCAUCUCUUAUGUUUCUGAAUUUUGCACUUUUGAACUUCUGCUUUUGUUCUUACCCUGUGUUAUUUAUUGUUACGCAUCAUCAUCAGUCAGGUGACCACCUGUCGUACGCAUCAUCAGUCAGGUGACCACCUGUCGUACGCAUCAUCAGUCAGGUGACCAUCUGUUGUACACAUCAUCAGUCAGGUGACCAUCUGUUGUACACAUCAUCAGUCAGGUGACCAUCUGUUGUACGCAUCAUCAGUCAGGUGACCGUUUGUCGUACACAUCAUCAGUCAGGUGACCACCUGUCUUCCCGACAUUGGAAGAUGUGUCCCACAAGCCAUAAGUAGUGUUCUGCAUUUAAAUGUUGUCUGUAUAAUUUAUUAGGGUUCCUCCGGUAGAAGGAAACCUAUUGUUUUUGUUAGUAUUCUUAUUACCCUAACCCGCAAAAUCAGGUCUGCUGACCUGCAACAGAGCGAUAGCCAGUUGGUCACCCUAAUCACCUGUCAUGUAGAGUUGUGUCCAGCAGGGGGAGAUGGUGAGACUGUCUCACUGUAAAGGAAACAAUGAAUGAUUUUACUGUCAAAGGCAUCAUCAUCAUUUUUACAAUCUCAUUUUUAACUGCGUAUACUGAAUAUAUGUUUAAAUAUAUAUGUGUAUGUAUGUGUGUGUGUUUGUAUAUAUAUACAAACUCAAUAAAAUGUUCA